This is a messenger RNA of Podarcis lilfordi (Lilford's wall lizard), 7065 nucleotides long. Lineage: Eukaryota; Metazoa; Chordata; Lepidosauria; Squamata; Lacertidae. The record is from the annotation of a GenBank genome assembly.
AGGUGGACUAGUCUUGCUUUUUGGUUAUACGUACAUCUGUGGCCACCCUUGGAGUCAGGCGUUGCCUUUCGCCCGUCAGUCCCAGCCGCUUGCCGAAUCGCGGUGGGAACAAAGGCCGGCGAGCGCCCGCCCCCUCUCUUCUGAUUGGCCGCGCGAGCUGGGCUGAUUCGUGAAAUAGAGACUCUGGGGCAAGAAGCUGCAACGGGCGCAGUUCAGCCUUUUGUUGCAUCAGGAAGAGGUCGCUGCGCGCUUCUGCAACCAUGGCACAGGUAAGCCCCCUUCCCUAACGAAAGGGCGCUCUUCCAAGACACCCCACUCCCUUUGCAGGCGCGGCAAGUCUGCUUCUCUUUCGCUAGGCUUUUCUCAGUGUCGGUUUCUGUUUUCUUCGCAUUUGUCGGCGGAAGGGUGUUGAGGUCUUGUUCCUGCUUUCUUUCUAGUUGGAAGUGUGUCUUCCACACUUCUCCUUCUGGCCGCUGCCUAAUAAAUUUCUGCUUUAUGUUGCUCCUGCAAGCACCCACACAAACCCCACCCCGCAAUAUAGGCGGCCCGGAAUGAGGUGGGGGGGUGUCUCUUUCUUUCCUCGUCGGGCAGGAGGAGACAUGAAGCGCCCUUGUUCCCGCAUCGCAGAGCACGCGCUUGUGCCUUGGUAGGCAGUGCUAAGUUCUCCAGGGGCUUAUUCCUCUGCAAAGUUGUGGCCCACUCUUAAAAGUAAGUCGCUACGUCUGAAAUAAUAGCCAGUGAUCAUUAUAAAACCACAAAUGUGAAGCGUGUACUAGCCAGGUAAAUUCUUAAAAGUUCUUCCAAAGCCGUUACUUUGUAUCUUCAGUCAUGGUGGUUGAAACUUUCCAGAAGCCAGACUUUCAAGAUUUUGCACAGUGGGUCUGCAGUCCUUAUGCAUAAUAGCUUGAAGCUGAGUUCUUGUUUAGAAUUGCUAAUACUGUACAGGCAGCCUUUUCUUUUCUCUCUCUCUCUCCCCCUCCCAUCUGGAACAGGCACUUUUGCCUAACUGAUCUAGUGGUUGAAGGAUGGAUGAUAAAACCUCAGUUUUUAUGGUAUGUGAGGCUCUUGUGUGAAAGGAUUCCUUAGCAUGCUGACUGUGGAUGCAACGAGAAUUUACAAAGUUGGGCCUGGGAAAAAGCAUGCAAAUGUAGCUGGAGAUAAUGGCCCCUUGUGGCUUCCGCUGCCAAGAGCAUGAGCAGCUUGCUCAAGGUAUCCGGCAGCACUUGGUGGCGUGUGCAAUGUCUUGGUGAAAGUGGCUUGCAGGAACUUGAACUUGAAAAAAAAUUGGGCAACAUCGGAGGCAGCCCUCGUAAGUCGUGCUGGAACAGCUUUUCUGCCAAGUGUUAGUAAAGCAACUCAUUUUGCAACCUUCCACCCUCAGGAUAAUUAUCAAGCUUCAAAUCUCCACACUAUUUGCCCAACUAAAUUCCCACACCUUGAAUCUUAUGCAUGCUUGUCUGGGAGUAAGUCCAACUAACCUGGUGGGACUUAUUUCAAAGUAAACAUGUAAAGGACUGUACCACAGUUCAUGAAGCUCUAAAACGUUUGGUGCUAAAAUUUAUUCUGAUUUAGAUGAAUUAUGUUUGCCUACAUUAAGUGUACUGAACAGCAGUAAAUCCCUUAAUUUGAAUCCUUAUUCGAAAUAGGCAGAGUUUGAAAAAGCUGCAGAAGAAGUCAAGAAGCUGAAGACCCAACCAACAGAUCAAGAAAUGCUGGAUAUCUACAGCCAUUACAAGCAGGCCACAGUUGGAGAUGUAAAUACAGGUAUGAGUUAACUUCAUACUACAUUCAAAUCCAUGCUUAGGGAUUGGUCAUUGAGCAAUCGUUGCUCAUUGGGAUUGCUCAUUGAGCAAUUCUUUCAUCCUAAUCUAUUGAGUUAUUUCAUUGAGAACUAUAAACUACUGUAUACUGAAAGGUAACGGAACUUACACCAGGUAGGUAAAGAUCCUAUAUGCUGUGUGUCCAAAUGAGCACCGUAAGUUAAAUGUGGGUAUAUUAACUGUAUGUAACACUUGAUAGUAAAUGUGCUCCCUCAAUACAGAGCUCCUUAAAUGCCCGGGGCAGCCUUUCAACGAGAUCAACUUGCCUUUCAUUUCAGACUUGCUCGUUUGCUUGAAAGCAACUUGCAAUAGUAAGCAAUUUACUUAGCUGCUUGUAACCUCUUUCAAAAUCUGCUUCAUACCAUAAAUAGUUAAAAGCAUCAGUUGCUACUGCUUGCAUACAUAGCAUGGAGUCCUGCGAUGUGCAUAGAUUUCAUACAACAGCAUAUAAAUAAGUGGAUUAAAAAGUAAUAUUGCAGCAAACAUAACUAUAGUUUCAGGUACAUCAUUUCACAUCAAGUCUCCCUAUUGAGGUGACCAUCACGGCUAACUUCUGAUACAGCAGCUCCUUUGAAAUAUGUAAUACCUCACAUACUUGAAGGAGUGUAGCCAGAUUUAGCUGGUUAUUAUGAAAGAGUAGAAACUUCGAGUGGGAUGUAACUUGCAGUAGUGCCUGCAGAAAUGUUCUACAUUUCAAAGGCCUAGUCAGGAUGAGUUGUCCGAUCCUUGCAGAGAUUCCAUGUUCUAAGUGAAGCAAUUUACCCAAUCCAGUAGUUCAGGGCAUUGCUUAACUUAUUGGCGUCCUAGUCUAACUGACUCUCAAGAGCUUUGGGCUAGGAGCACUUGCAGCUCUGAAAGAUACUUGUGACAAAGCUUGCUCUGAUUUGCACACAGCUCAAAACAAAAUGCCUUUUCUGUGAGGGUCCUUGGCAUAGAACUCGUGAAACUGCUGUGAGAAUGGCAACUAUAAACUGUUCCAAUGGAACUUGCUAUAAGUUUGAGUGACUGCCUUUAGAAGCUACAACCAGAUCCUCUUUACCCCUCUCCACAACCCUUGCUCAGUAUUGCAGUACAACAGUUAAGCAGGAUAUGAAUGUGUCUGCUGCUUGGAUGUGUUGCCAUGUUGGCACUCCAAGUAUCCUAUUGGACGAGUGUUCAGAAAGUGAAUUCCAAAAGGAUAGGUCGGGCCACUUUUAGUUGGCUGGAGCUGAGAUAGCAGACUAUUGCACAGCUAGACUAGGGUUCGCAUAACAGCCUAGUAUUACGCUUGGGUUUCAUCUUUCAAGAGGAAGGUGAAACGAUCAGAUUCGCUAGUCGAGGACAGAAGCACCCAUUUGGUAUCUUACAACUAAAAGCACACCUGCAGAGUCUUCAUGUUGCACUGGAUACCACUGUUUGGGGCAGUGGGGGUUAAUAUUUAGAUAUCCUUUGCAGGAGUAUCAAUAAGUAGCUGAAGUCAGGUUGGGGUGUCCUACAAGCAACUAUUCAGAAGAGCCCUAAAGAUGCUUGGGAAGUUAAAGUUAAAGCCCCUCGUGCAAACACAACUUUUGUACUGAUCACGAGAAUGACUAGCUGCUCUUAGAGGCCAUUCAUGUUGCCACAGCUGGUACCCUGAUCUACCAACCUACUUGGUGGUUCAACCUACAGUGGUACCUCGGCUUAAGAACUUAAUUCAUUCUGGAGGUCCGCUCUUAACCUGAAACUGUUCUUAACCUGAAGCACCACUUUAGCUUAUGGGGCCUCCCUCUGCCGCUGUGUGAUUUCUGUUCUCAUCCUGAAGCAAAGUUCUUAAACCGAGCUACUAUUUCUGGGUUAGCGGAGUCUGUAACCUGAAGCAUCUGUAACCUGAAGUACUACUGUAUUGGGUAACUCCGAAUGCAGGGAAGUUAGCUGAAAAGGGAGUCCAGUUACAGUACGUAAAACUGGAUGGAAAGUCUAGGCAUAAUUCUGCUGUUUCUGUAGCUUGUGUGUGUUUUGGAGGAUGGGGAGGGGAGAGAGGCUUGGUAGAUGAAUAAAGGAUAGCAUACUGGUUCUUGAUAAUGGGACCAACCAGAAGACUGACAUGAGUGUCCCUGUUUUAUUUUGCAACAGUGUGAUUACUGAUGGACAUGCUGCAGGAGGGAGAUCUGAAACAUUUGGCUAAUUGCCUCCGCUUCCAGUGCCAGCAGUGCAAGGGUCAGGCAGUAGCUUAGCUUCCCUCUGGGAUGACAGUGCCAACUAGAGCUAAAGGUCACCCAGUACCUUGCAAGCAGCUGGUUUUCAUGAAUAGCCCCAUUGCCAAUCCUGGAGUAAAAAUGAUAGGGCUGUGUUUGCAUGCAAUUCAUUCUGAAAUGCUAAUCAUAGAACUUGAGCACAAUACAUUUGUUUAUGUAUGCCCCACUCCUAAAGCACAGGCAUGGAAAGUAGGUCAAAAGGCAAUAUUUGACCAUCCUGGGCCUUCAGGCAAGUCCUUCUAAAAGAGCAGUCAAAUACGGACAAACCUACUACACCAAAUGCUGGUGUUCAGUAGGUUGCCAAGGAAACAAAGGCUGCUCUGGUACGGUAGCCACUACACUAGGCCAAGGCACAAAUGGUUAACUGUUACAAAUGGUUAACCGGAAGCCAGAUGAGAAGUUGCUGGCUCAGAGUUCAUUCGAUCCUUUGGAGGAUGCUGUCUCUUUUCAUACAGGGUGGCUGUAUAAAGAUUACUGGAAAUAUAUGUGAACUUAUUCAGAUGCUUGAGGUUCACUAUAUAAAUGCAAUAUAACACGGUACGAUGGAGAUUGUGAUCGGUUCCCUAAAAAACAGAAUCGCUUGGAGCCAAAAGGAAGAGGCCGUCUGUUCCAGGUGAACAUUUCCGCAAUGGAAUCUGCCCCUGUAUCUCUGUGUACCAUAGAGUAGCUAGUUGGGUAGAUCAGAGAAGAGAGUGCCAGAAUAUUGCCUUCCUUAUUGCUGAAAAGGAUCCUACUUGUAGAUGGAAGUGGAACAACCAAUAUGGCAGCAGUGGUCCCAAAGUGAGCAUCAAGUAACUACCAGAGCUUGCUCCUGAGAUAUUCUGUGCAUUUUCUGUCCCAGUGAAUGGUUGUCUUAAGUGUCCUUGGAUAUAUAUAUAUAGAGAGAGAGAGAGAGAAAUCUAUCUUUUCAGAUCUUUUUCAUUUCCAAAUGGAAUAUUGCAACACAUAUGGCAUGCAGUUUGCAUGAAAAUGUAGGGUGAUUCCCUAAUGUCAAACCACAGGGCAUUGCACCCUGCAUGAGAUUGAGCAAGUUGUCUACCAUUAAAAUUAGUUGUGAAUUGAUGAGUCAGUUUCUGAUAGGUGCAGCCAGUAUGGGCAUAUUUAUCUUAACAUCUAGGCUGCCUAACUUGGCAACACAGGCUUCCUACCUUUAUGGAAGAACAAAUAUGCAGGCACUUCUGUUGAUGUGUUAGUGAGUUGAGUUAGAUGAUCCAAAGGAAACUUGCUCAUCUUGGUUCAGGGGGCUCCAUUGUAGGCAAUACGGUGCUUAUUUUGCCGUCUCUCCAGCACUUGGUUAUCCUGGAUCCGAGAAUAUGGGUUGGCUUUUAGGUUGCACAUUAAACCAUGUAUAAGAAAUCAUUUUGAACAAUGAUUAGUAAAUACCCUUCAUCCAGGAACAAACAUGCCAUGUUGACUGAACAAUCCUUGGAUUAAAGCUGUCCUUCAAAAGUUGAGAGGCAGCAACUUUGCUAUCAUUAGCAACUCUUCAAGGGAGUACCUCUAGAUUGGAUAUCAACUUUAGAAAAACAGCUAGAAUCAGCACACAGCAAAAUGUGAUCUAUCCUAAUGGAAACUCAGAGUUAACAAACAACUUACUAUACAAUGAACAAAAACAUGCAGGAAGUAAAUAUUUGGCAGGCUUAAAGCUUUUUAACAAGCAGGACUAAACUUCUGUUUCUAGGCUGCAAAAAACAAACAAAAAUAAUAAGUAACAAAGGGAUGCCAACAUCUAUACCCCAACCAUGCUGUUGCCUCUUAAAUCUAAAUGGGAAGCUUAAGAUAAAUAAGACACUGACUGGUCAGGAUCGUGAUCAUCUUUAUUUUUAAGAAGUUGCACCUGCAAGUUCAUGCAGUUUGACUUUGUUUGUAUACCCAAAGUGAUCUCUUGUACUGUGGGGGGAAAGCAAGGCUGUUUCAUUACUAUGUUAAAAUGUCACUGUUUCAGACCGUCCUGGGAUGCUUGAUUUCAAAGGGAAGGCCAAGUGGGACGCCUGGAAUUCCUUGAAAGGUAAGCCUUAAGUGUAACAGCAAAUACAACUCAAUUGCUAUCAAAUCACUGGGAUGGCUGACUGAACUUAAUCUCACCCAUAGAUCAACAUUACUUGCCUUAACUCUAGCAGUUCAUUCCUUCAGCUUUAUGGCCUUCCUUUAAGCCCUUAGUUUCAGUGUCACAAAAGCUGGCUAUACUGCAGCUGUUUCAUGUUUCCACAUGUGCACAGAUGUGCUGGUGUCAAUGGAUGCAGUGGGGGGAGGGUAUCUGUGUUGAAACUCCUCCUAGCAGGCUGUUUCAGCACCUUUAAAAUUGCCAAGAGUCGUCUUUUAUAGAUUCAUAGCUCUGUUGUCUUAAGUGUCCUUGGAUAGAGAGAGAGAGAGAGAAAUCUAUCUUUUUGGAUCUUUUUCAUUUCCAAAUGGAAUAUUGCAACACAUAUGGCAUGAGAAGCUAGGAGGUUCCUUCGGCCAAAACACAUAACUUGCAGGGUGUACAUGGGAGUCAAGGUUGCUUGUUGCUUUCCUUUCCCCCACCUUAUCCAUUUUAAGGGAUCAUGAUCUCCACCACUUAAUCUAGUUUCAACAUACAGCUGGGCCAUCUUUUAGACUGAAUUGACUAUUCGUGUUCACAGGCUGCUGAAGUAAAGGUAAAUCUACCAUACAGUUAUGUAACAAAUGGGCACAGAGGAGUCCUUGCUUGGGUGACUAGGGCGAGGGAGGCAGGCUGAUACCAUAGAUCUAGCAUGGGUUGAACACUACUUCAUGUUUUAUCUCUGCUCACAUGCAUAAUCCUUUUUCUCUUUCAGGAAUGUCCAAAGAAGAUGCAAUGAAAGCAUAUAUUAAAAAAGUGGAAGAGCUGAAGGAAAAAUAUGGAAUGCAAUAAACCCCUUUCCUGCAUGCCUUAAAAUGGAAUCAUGCCUUACUCUACUAACUUAAACUGUGUUACACAGUAUGGCAGUGCCAAGACUUGAUGCCACUUUCUAUAAUUAAUAGCUGUGUAAAUUUACUUCUAACGGUUUGUAUAAUAAACACUAUCAAAUUCA